Molecule: messenger RNA, 1207 nt
Organism: Amoebophrya sp. A120
Lineage: Eukaryota; Dinophyceae; Syndiniales; Amoebophryaceae
Source: the annotation of a GenBank genome assembly
GGAAUACUUAGUUUGGGUAUACAGUGCUAUUCCUGAAAAUGAACUGUGUGACCUGGUCAACUUUUUUUGCUAUUUGCAUAGGCAAGGCUUCACAAGAGGAAACUUUUGAUUUUAGAAAGAAAAAAAGCAUAUAAUUUUAUAAAAGAGAAAAAAAUAGUUCCAUAUUUGUCGAUAUAUAACACCGCAAGGGAAGAUGAACCACUUCUAGGCUGCGUUGGACGUCGCCAGCACCCUGGCCGGUCGAGCAGCUGGCGCGCGCUUCCAUGGAGCUGUGCUGCGAGCAAGUAGUUAUGCUUUCCAUAUUUGUAAUUGUCGCGCACUUGCGCUGCUGACUUGGAGUGGCCACGACCAAUGCCGCCAGUGCUGUUGUUGUUUUUCGAUCGAUCGUGAUUUCUUCCUCCGUGUUAACCAUCGACACACAGUUUUUCUUCUGCAACUUUCUGAAUUAUAAUUAACAGUUUACGAGUAUUGCGCUUCUGUAUCUGUUGCAAAUUUUAUCUUCAAGAGGUCGUCCUCCAAAUCCACCGCACUAUAUGCAAAUUUACAUAGAGUAAUUGAUGCUCAUGCAGCCCGAUCGUGAUGCUUAUGCGACUCCAUCUUGAUUAUGCUUACGCUUUCACUUUGAUCGCCUUUCUCCCCCACACAAUGCGAAAAGCGCACCCUUAUCAGUUAGUACAAGUUGUGCACUACUGCAAAGCUAUCCUCAAAAAACGGCUACAGAGGGAUUUGUGGCCUUUCUUCCCCCUGCCAUAAUUUUUUGCGAUGCCACCAAAAAUUUUAUCGAGCCGCAAGUUUUUACGAUGCAAAUUUUAUGAAAUCGGCAUGACUUUAGUCUCGCCCACUGUAGUAGUUUCCACCCCUACUUUCAAACUCUUUCUGGAUUCACCUCCUGAUGUUUCGCGCAAAAAAAAAAGAGCGCUCGGGCGAUGGCAACUUGAAAAGUGACAAAGUUUUGUCAUUGCCGGAGUUGGUUCUUUUAUUUUUUUCUCCUACACAAGACGAAGGGCUGGCUACAGACGGAGCUGUGUGGUCAAGCCAUUUUAUUUGUGCCCUGCCGUCCAACUUCUUUAUGUUAUCCUCAUUUGCCAGCACUGUAGCUGUGAAAUUAAUUGAUUUCAGCGCACAAGUUCAAGUUGAUUUUUGUGUCAUUGCUUGCGCGCACUCUGUUAGAAAAGCUGGACACGUUGACUCCCGGGUGGUUAUGUGA